Molecule: messenger RNA, 2484 nt
Organism: Saprolegnia diclina VS20
Lineage: Eukaryota; Oomycota; Saprolegniomycetes; Saprolegniales; Saprolegniaceae
Exons: 4
Coding region: 19-2484 (821 amino acids)
Source: RefSeq, a predicted model, not a curated record
GCAAAAGGGCUCAAGAGGAUGAUGCAAGCCUACGCGGACGAAGACGUGCUGAAUGACAUGCCGCAGCCGAGCACAUUUGCUGCGAGCGGCGCGCUGCUACACCCAGCGCCCUUUCUCGUUGCGCUUGCCGGUAUGGACGAGCCGCUCUCGUGGCCGCUUGGCGCUGCGCAAGCAAAGCAGAUCGCGGCCUUGUACCCCGACACGAAGAUCAUUCCGUCCUCCGACAUUGCCAUUGAUCAACGCUACUUUCAACGCUACGAUGAGAUGCUCACGGCAGUCUACCAAGGCUCAAUCCAGAGCUUGGUGUCGUCAGGCGAAGCCGACAUGGUGCUGUCGCACAUGGUCGUUGACGACGUCGGGGACGCCGAGAGCUUUCGCCUGCGUCCGACGGCCGACGAGGCCAUUUGCGCGACGACCUUUGGCGUCCUCAUCAUACUGCUUCCGUCCAGGCACGAAGGCGGGGUUGUUACGUUUACGUAUGGAGACGACUCGCUCGCGUUUGAUGAUGCGAUACCGCUCAUUGACACGGCGUACGCAGCAGCCUACCUCUCGACGACGAUCACAUCGGCGCCAAUCACAUCUGGACGCCGCGUCGCACUGGUGUACCGCGUGUACCUUCGUGAGGGCUCCCAGUAUUUCGUGCCACCGACGCUCGAUCCUACGAUCGCAGCACUCAAGGUGCUCGGGACGUCGCCCUUUGAGACGCUCCAGCGGAUCGGACUCGAAGUUUCGAUCGAGUGUGACUCGUUUGAUUCGUUCAGCAUUAUCGAUGCGACCUUUGUGGAGGCGCUUGUCGCCACCGGAUGCUUUGACGUUGGCCUCGCGGAUUUGAAAAUCGAUGGCAGAGAAUCCAAGUGCACCAUUGAGACGCUUCUACCGCACCCAGCGUGCAACCUUCCAGCGGUCGUGGUCCGCAACUGCGUUGGCAAGACGAUCCAAGGCUUUCUCUACACUGCACCGUCGGGUGAUUCUGAAAGCACGGCCCGCGCGAUUGUGUUUUGGCCCAAGCGCCACCGCCCCGAGGACGACGCCAACGAAACUGAGCCCGACUACCUUGGCGUAGCCGACACGCGAGAGCUCGUGCUUGCAGCCAUGUACGCCUUUGAUCUCGAGAACGCAUCGCUCACGCGGCGCCAUUACAAUCGACGCGCCCCAUCGUUCCUUGUGUUGAUGGAGCACUUCUUGAUGGCGCUGAACGACGUCGAGCUCACAGCUGUCUUUCUCUCGAACCAUAUCACGAUCCAGCCCAAGGUUCCUCUUGUCGACAUCGCUCCUCUUGUGCACCAUCUCUUGACCAAGCAUGGCUGGGAGCCGCUCUGCGCUGCGCUGCUCCGGCUCGUCCAACGCUGGAUACAGACGGAGGCAAAUGAUACGCUGCAGUUGCUCACGAGCCUGGCCGGCCUCAAUAAGGCCAAGGCGAUGCAUGUGUGGGGACGAAGCCACGUCUUCAUCGAGGAAGUCCUCGUACUCGAGCACUAUGUCCAAGUGACAGCGCCGCAACUCCAAGGCGCCAACUACAUGAGUCAACGACUGCCGCUGCCCUUUGUCACCGUUAUCGACGCGUACCUCUUUCCACGUUACGAUUACUUGUACACGUCCUACACGGAUGCCGCCGUUCUCUUCUUGGCGAGCCUCACGCAGCGUCUCGAUGCAGCACUCUUUGACGCGUGCGUCGCGGUGGGGGUCGUGGCCCUGUUUCGCGUCAUCGCGGCGAUUUACCCACAACUGGCAGACUCUGCGCCGUUGCGCCCACUCGCUCUUGCCUAUGUCGACGCCGUCAUCGAGACGCUCGCUCGCGACACUGCGUGGCCAGAGUGGCUGCCUCGUCCGACCGAAGAAGACAGAGAUUGGAUUAAAGUCGGCGCCGUGAUUUUCCUGGACGUGCUCCACCUUGUAGAGCAGUUGGCACCACAAAAGAGCCGCACCGUCACCUCAGCGUGGCUGGCGGCACUGCCAACGACGCGCGACGCGCUUCACCGACAUCGUUUGCCCGUGCUGGCCCGUCUCGACACUAGCAGUCCCGUUCAUCGACUACUGGCGACGGCGGCCAUCGAUCGGUGGACACACUUGCCACCGCUCCCAGUCGUCACGCCGGACUUUGCGCUGCCACCGCCUGAAGACCUCGACCCUCAGCAUUGCCACCAGUGCGGAAACGUCCACGCUUUGUACACCCAAGCGGACACGCUCACACUAAGUUGCGGUUCAGACGGCCUCUGUUCGACCCUCUCUCAUAUUCUCGAGGCGGACCAUGCGCAUGUUGCCGUCCGCAGACCUUGGACCCAAGGCGAAGGGUACAAAAUUGAAAAACUUGCGAUGCCCGGCCCAUUAGCCGAGUGGCGUACGCACGCCCGGCAAGUCCAGAUUAGAGACAGCGUGACGGCAUCGAUCGAGACGGUGAAGAGCCAAAUGCGUGACAAAGACGACCAAGAGCAAGGCAAAGAGGAGACCGACGCGCCGUUGGCCAAGCGCGUGUGCCGGGCCUAG